GUCAGCACAGAGCUAGGUGAGCUCCACCUGUGCCGCGGCAGUGUCGUCGAGAUUGCCAAAAUGGGCCUUAAAUGCCUUAAGGAAGGCUGCUUCGUCGGCGAAGGGGGUCGUCGCUCCCUGGAUCCCGAUUUGGACGGAGGCAAGCUGGGAGAAGAUGGGGGUGACCCAAGCUCGCGCAUCACCAUCGAGAAGACUGAGGGCAACCUGAAUCUUCAGCUCAAGGGAAGAGAGGGCCGUGUUAAUCGUCCAGGACGGCAGCGGGAGAGGACAUUAUCGGCGACGAGGAGGACAAAGGACUGCCCGCGGAUGGAGGCGACUGUUGUGACUGUCUGCCGGGCGAACUUCGCGAGGAAUGAGUGCUCGAGCGGCCUCGCAGCGGCGACAGCAGUGAAGACGAUUGAGGAAGCCUGGAGGCGGGGUGACAUAGGACAGGGACUGAAGUCGAGGAGGGGACUGUGGACGAUGAGCUGGCCCAAGAAUGCGAUGGAGUGUCGCGGGGCUCGGCCUUGGGAGGUCUUUCCAACCGUGGCCCCAAGGAGGGCUGGGGGAUCGCUUGAGGGGUCGCUGAAGGCUGUGCGACUGCCUCAGUUCCUCGAGGGAGAUGGGGAUCUCCUCGUGCUUGACCUGUACUGGCGACAGCGUACCGGAGUGCAGGGCCACUGGGGUGUUGGACUCGUUUUCAUUGCUUUCUGGGUCGUCACAAGAGACGUCGACCUGCUCCUGGGUGUCGAAGGUGUGCUCAAGUCGAGAGCAGUUGAAGAAUUCGUCAGCCACGGUUCGCGAUUCACAUGGGGCCCAGUACUGCUUUUGGCUAGUAUGCAGCAGGAACCUAAGCCACGCGUCCGUGAGGACAAGUAUCGCCCACUGAAGUGCAGAUACCGAAGAGUUUGUGAGUGUUUUUUUGGAAUGCCGGCAGUGUUGGGGAGUUUCAACCUAAUGUCACAACUUAGGGUCGAGCGACAGGGGAAAACCAGAUGCUGGGGGUGUUCGACUGAUCUUACCGAAGCGAUGGGCAGGCUGUGCGCGCUGGUCCAUGCGCAGCUGGUCCGUGCACAGCAUGCCGAUGCGGCCCCGGGGGCCAGUGAGUCAGAGCGGCUGUGUCAGCGGAGCCCGAGCUGUGCCGUGCACUGCCAUCUGAUCUAA
Postia placenta MAD-698-R-SB12 is the source of this 1143-nucleotide messenger RNA. RefSeq lists its product as hypothetical. The annotation marks the transcript as partial. The transcript is spliced from 7 exons. Lineage: Eukaryota; Fungi; Basidiomycota; Agaricomycetes; Polyporales; Adustoporiaceae. The record is from RefSeq and is a predicted model, not a curated record.